CGAGAAGUGCGCGUGCGCACUGACCCCGGCGGGCCCUAGCAACCAGAGCAGUGACAGUAGCAACCGCCGGAAUGGCAAAAGCAACAACAAUCAAAGAAGCCCUCACCAGAUGGGAAGAAAAAACCAGUCAGAAGCCAUCCGAAGCCAGAGAGAUAAAGCUAUAUGCUCAGAUUCCCCCUAUAGAGAAGAUGGAUGCAUCCUUGUCCACACUUUCUAAUUGCGAGAAACUUUCACUGUCUACAAACUGCAUUGAAAAAAUUGCAAACCUGAAUGGCUUAAAAAACUUGAGGAUAUUGUCUUUAGGAAGAAAUAACAUAAAGAACUUAAAUGGACUGGAAGCAGUAGGGGAUACGUUAGAAGAACUGUGGAUUUCCUAUAAUUUUAUUGAGAAGUUGAAAGGGAUCCAUGUAAUGAAGAAAUUGAAGAUUCUCUAUAUGUCUAAUAAUCUGGUAAAAGACUGGGCUGAGUUUGUGAAGCUGGCAGAACUGCCCUGCCUAGAAGACCUGGUGUUUGUAGGCAAUCCCUUGGAAGAGAAACAUUCUGCUGAGGGGAACUGGAUUGAAGAGGCAACCAAGAGAGUGCCCAAACUGAAAAAGCUAGAUGGUACCCCAGUAAUUAAAGAAGAUGAGGAAGAAGAUAACUAAUACUACAUUUUCCACUUUGUGUUAACUUAUUUAAAUGUCAUAAGAACAAUAGAUAAGUUUUAUAUAGUUGUCUAUUUUAAAGAUUCUGUGUGGGGCAAAUGAUUCUUAAGAUAAAACCAAUCUCUCAUUCCUACCUUUUUUUCUCUUAACCUAUUCAGUGUCUCUCACCCAAAACAGUUACACCAACUUUAUAUAUUCUAGUUCUUUUUUUUUUAAUUGUCUUUUUAGGGCU
Molecule: messenger RNA, 876 nt
Organism: Phacochoerus africanus (Common warthog)
Lineage: Eukaryota; Metazoa; Chordata; Mammalia; Artiodactyla; Suidae
Gene: DNAL1
Product: dynein axonemal light chain 1
Exons: 8
Coding region: 72-644 (190 amino acids)
Cellular component (GO): cytoplasm
Molecular function (GO): protein kinase binding
Source: RefSeq, a predicted model, not a curated record